CAAUCACUCUUUUUUUCCUGUCGCAGGAGUUAUUUUGUUCUUUUCCUGACACGAGCACACAGGAAUAUUGCACUUUGCUUGGCCUGCAAUGCCACGGCGAGCAGGGCCUGGGGUGUCCCAGUUUCUCCUUUGCUUGUACUGCUGAGUAUGAUGCGUGGCGCUGCUACCGUCACCUGCGCUGAUGAACUAGGAAACAGAGCCAAGAAAAAGGAGAUUUCUGAACCUGCGCUAGCGACGAAAGCUGCCGAACGACAUCUUGCCAAAUGACGUGCCGGUAGUUGUAUUUGAUUGUGGAUGGAAAGACUGGUGGAUCCUAUCGACUUUUCACAGCUUGGAUCAGGCUAACUGGUGUUUUAUCGCGCGCCUCUGAUUAUUUCGUCCGCCUUCUUUGCCGUCGCACAGCACGUUGUUUGCCAUCCUUCUGUGUCGUGAUUGCGUGUGUCUCGUGAUUGUGUGUGUGUGUGUGUGCGCGCACAACGUAAUAAUAAUAAUAAUAAUAAUGGAGUUAUCCGCCCAGGAAAAGCAGUGCAUUCUCACUGAUGUUUAUCAGUCGGACGGGAUUCUUGGCCAGGGCGCGCUCGGGACCAAGGUUUACCUGGGCAAGGUCAACGGUGCAGAGGUGGCCAUCAAGCGCUUGCCAGCCGGUCGACUUCACAGCGACUCUGGCCAGCUUGCAAUGCGCUACCGUCGCCUGUGCAAGGCCGUGGCAGAGCUGUGCCCUGUUCGUCAUCCCCAUGUUAUUCAGCUGAUGGGUAUCGCACAGCCGUCCGCUGGUCAUGUCAGCCCCGGGCUGGUGCUGGAUAAGAUGGACAUGCCGCUGAGGAAGCGUUGGAGUGCGGAGCCCUACCUGAGCCUUGUACACGAGCAGCGGGUUGUCCUUCAAGCGGCGUCCGGCCUGGAGUAUUUGCACGCGCAGGGCAUAGCGCAUUGCAACAUCACCGCCGACAAUAUCCUGUUGAGCGGCGUGGAGUCCGAGCAGUUCAUCGUCAAGCUCACGGACAUUGGCAGCACGACAUGCUAUCACGUGAACAGCGAUGCACUGUCCGACCAGCCCAGCAGUCGUGCUCCCUUCAUGCCACCCGAGAGCCUAGGCAGUGGUGGUGGUGCCAGUGCCGGUCGUGGAUCUACGGACUCGGCCAGCAGCGCUGCAGGUGCCGCCUCGUCUGGCUUCGAAUCGGAUUGCUACUCGCUCGGCGUGUGCGUGCUGGCCAUGGUCGUGCGUCGGGAUCCGCCCGACAUGUACACAUUGGAGCGUGACGGACGCAACGCGGAUCUUCAGCGCAUGCCGCGCCGCCAUCCGCUUCGCUCCCUUAUCACUGGUAGCCUUAGCGACCGGCCUGCGAAUCGUCUUACUGCAAGAGAGAUGCGCAACUACGUCGAGAUUGUGCAGGCGGAAGGCGUGCGACCUAUCAACAGCCCGCAGUCAACCCAGCAGGGCUCCGUUGUCGAGACAACACUGUCACAGUGUCAAGGAGACCUAGUCUUCAAUGGCGCUUACGGCGACUCUGGGAAUGGGCAGAAGCUGAAGGAGAUAGCGCCGGCUGCAUGCAACGAUGAUGCUCUGUGCGCCGCAGUUGAUGUCAUCUCGGCUGAUGACAAUCCGCAUGCCACAUGUUCCGGCACACCCUUCCCAGUCGCCGACUCUGAGUCUCAGUCGGAGGACGCAGAUGUAGUAGAACAUCCUGCCGAACAUACUAUACCGCUGGUAGCGCCGCUGGAUACACCGCUGGUAGCACCGCUGGAUACACCGCUGGAUACACCGCUGGUAGCACCGCUGGAUACACCGCUAGUUGCACCGCUGGAUACACCGCUGGUAGCACCGCUGGAUACACCGCUGGUAGCACCGCUGGAUACACCGCUAGUUGCACCGCUGGAAGCACCGCUAGUUGCACCGCUGGAAGCACCGCUAGUUGCACCGCUGGAAGCACCACUAGUUGCACCGCUGGAUACACCGCUAGUUGCACCGCUGGAUACACCGCUAGUAGCACCGCUGGAUACUGCUGGUACUGGGGUGCUGAUUCCAUUGGCCAAGGGAGUGGAGACAGAUGAGACGGAUGAGGCAGUUCCCGUAACCGUCACCGCCCAGCCAGUAAAUACACCGGACGACAGUGCCGGUAAAAAAUUCCAUCCGCUAGUCGCCACACCUCCAAGCCUACCCAAAUUUGGACACGCAGAACAGCCGGCGCCACGCGAUGGCCGCAGCGCUGACCAUGCAGCCAUUAGCACCACGCGUGUCCGCGCUGAGCAUCUCGUCACCAGCACCGCCCAACACCAUCCAGCAGAGGAAAGUAACCAAGGUGUUGCAAUGGUAACAACAGGACCGGUGGCUUCUGGCACCGCUGACAACAGCGACAACAGCAGCAACAGCAGCAGCAGCAACAACAGCAUCACAGCAGAAUCUGAAAUGCCAUUCACUGGCGCAGAACUCGACCACCAGUCUGCCACUCAAGAAGACUGCAUUGCGCAGGACGACACAGGUGCAGGGGGAUGCUUCGAUCCCACAGCCAGUAGCCUCCCCUAUCCGUCUCUCACUGCUGACCCACCUCUAAACAGUUAUACACAAGCGGACACGCCUGCUGACGAUGGUAACACAUCCGUAGAGCCACUUGACGAAUCCAGCGACCACUGUUCACCGUUUGAACAUGAUAGUCUUUCGUCGGCAGGUGAGACAACACCGAAUGUAACAACGCCACCGACGGCACGAUACAAUAGUCAGCCGGUACCCAGAGCUCGUAAUCAUGCUACUGUUGAUGCUGGUCGUAGUGCUGGUCGUAGUGCUGGUCGUAGUGCUGGUGAUGGUGCUACCGGUGGUGGUACUGGUGCUGCUGCUGCUGCUGCUGGUGGUGGUGGUGGUGGUACUGAUGCUGUUGCUGGUGCUGCUGCUGGUGGUGGUGGUGGUGGUACUGCUGCUGUUGCUGGUGCUGCUGCUGCUGCUGGUGGUGGUACUGCUGCUGUUGCUGGUGCUGCUGCUGCUGCUGCUGGUGGUGGUACUGCUACUGGUGGUGGUACUGGUGCUGCUGGUGGUACUGGUGCUGCUGGUGCUGCUGCUGGUGCUGCUGGUGGUGGUGCUGCUGGUGGUGCUGCUGCUGGCGGUGGUGCUGCUGGCGGUGGUGCUGCUGCUGGUGGUGGUACUGCUGGUGGUUCUGGUGGUGCUUCAGGUGUUAGGAAUACCAGUGGACUGUCGACCAUGUUGAUGAAUGAUAGUGAUCGUGCGCAAGAAGUGCGGCGAGAGAAGAAAAUGUCAACUGCCUCAGAUGGCGGCUCGAAAGAGCAACAGCUCACCGGGGACAAAUUCACACUUCAAGAAGGGAAGUCUUCACAGACGUUGACUGCUGACACCUCCUCGGACACCUCAACUGUACAGUCCAGUGCGAAUCAGGUCGACUCCAUGGCAAACGGAACAGCGCUGCAAACUGCAGCUGAUCCCCCUAUGACAGCUGCAAUGCACGCCAAUCUGGAGGCUCCAAGUGACCGGUCCAGUGCAGCAGGAGGGAUUACAGCGGAAUUGCCAGCCGGGACCGGCCUCCCAAUGACAGUGUCGUGCCGAAACGAGCCACUGCUGAAGCUAUCGGGGCUGCAGCCAUCACUAGCCAGUGAUACUCAGUCUAUUACCCAAUGCUCUGAACAACCUGACCCGGAUACCCUGAUACCUACCAGAAGGCGGCUAACGUCAUUCCGAGGCGAACAAGGGACGAGCACAGCGUCUUUCUCUCCCCCAAUGCCGACCCAAUCUCGCACUGGCAUCAUACCAGCAGCAGCACACAAUCCAAGACCCGCGCGUUACUCACACUCUCCGCGUGGCAACCAGCCACCAACAUCAAGGGGUCCCCGCGCCAGGAAGAAGAAAUCGCAAUUCAGCUCCUCGGGAGACGCUGAUGUGUCUGACUUCACAAGUACUGGAUUAGAUGAUUCAACAUUCAGCCCCCAUUCGCCGAGAGUAAAACUGAGGAGGGACGCAUCUGGUAAUCAGAAGAAGGAAAUUCAGGUCUGUUUUGCAGAGAUACUCACCCACCUCAAAAUUCACGCCAAUAUGGUGCCAGACGACUUGACCGCGACGGACACCAGUAAGAAACUUCCAGGGCGUGUCUACAGGGCCGACUUUACGAGUUGCGUGCGCAGUGUGCUGAACCGGGACAUGCAUCUUCCGGACGUGAAGAGAAGUGGAUGUGAAUGGGAGACAACUAGUCAUGGGAAUACUCUGCCAGCGCGACAGCCUCAGUCGACGCCAACCAGCAAGGGUGAAUCAGGAGCUGAAAGAGACGUCCCACGGCCCACUCUACUAGUGGGCAACCAUUACUUGAGGCGCAUCCGUGAUCUGCAUCAGUUUGCGGAGGAACUAACUAAAAUGCUGACGCUAAAAGGCUGCGAGGACGUGGCUCGCAAGAUUGUGAAGCGCUGCGACAGGUCCACUUUCUUCAACUUUCCGGCCGCACUACGCCGCUACAUGCUCUUGCAAGGGUAUAAAGAAUCUACGCUGGAACUGUACUACAUACACGGCGCUAUAUCGUACUGGAAAGGUAAAGAGCCCAGUGCCACCACCGACCACCUGCUCGACAUCAUCAAGAGCGUUGCCGGCAACGUGGCUGAUCGUGCUGCCUCCGUUGGACGAGAGGUCAGCACCGACGGUGAUUCACUGAGUAGCUGGAGACGGCAACGCCACAACAGCCGAUAAGCAAGCGGAAGCUAGGUCAUAGUCAUACGCACCAUUUCAGUUGCGGUGUUCCGUGUGCCGAGGUCGAACGGAUCUGAUCCAGUGCCCCACGGAUACGAGCAAUGGAGCCGUUUCACACCUCCGUCAUGUGACAUGUGUCUACUAGUACAUGUAUGCAUGUAGCCUUAGCCGCUGUGUCACGAGCUAUGAAGCCGAGACCUCUGGUCGGCUGAACUUAAUAAGCCCCACCACCACACUCCAUUAUUGACUUCAGUGUGUGGAGAUACGUGGGUUUUGUAGGAGAAAGAUGUGAUGUUUGUGUACGAAACUCCCACUACAUGCGCACAGUGGGACCGACUGCACCGACGUCGUGUGACUGCAGACUUUCGCUAUCAACACGACUGCGCCAUUAUUUUGCUAAUGUGGUCAUGUGACAUACCCCCCCCCCCCCCCUUGGUACGUUCCGCAGUGCUAUGAUGAGUGCGAGGUGCGAACAUGCCUCUUUUCUGAACCUCCCCCCCCCCUUACCAAAGCCUGUCGGUGAUGGUCGACAGUUCUACAUCCUUCUUUCUUCUAAUGUCAUGCUAGCUUGUUCCGCAUGCCUCGUUACACGGCCUUUAUUAGUGCUUCAAAAUAGCUUUGAGACUUUACCCCGAACAAUGAGGCAACCAUGGAACUAUCAUGGCGACACAUUGCCAAGAGAUGUUAUUAAUUUUAGUUUAAAAUUUUGAAUAUUCACUUCUAGAGAAACGUGCAUGCGCUGUGGUUCGUGUUGAUUUCUUGAAUCGGUUUGCUGUCGUGAUGACUGCUGACCACCCGCA
Sycon ciliatum is the source of this 5472-nucleotide messenger RNA. RefSeq lists its product as uncharacterized. Gene Ontology annotation, molecular function: ATP binding; protein serine/threonine kinase activity. The transcript is spliced from 16 exons. Gene Ontology annotation, biological process: protein phosphorylation. The record is from RefSeq and is a predicted model, not a curated record. The coding region runs from base 500 to 4672 and encodes 1390 amino acids. Lineage: Eukaryota; Metazoa; Porifera; Calcarea; Leucosolenida; Sycettidae.